This is a messenger RNA of Zea mays, 2327 nucleotides long. RefSeq names its product putative phototropic-responsive NPH3 family protein. The record is from RefSeq and is a predicted model, not a curated record. Bases 684 to 2099 code for a protein of 471 amino acids. The transcript has 3 exons. Lineage: Eukaryota; Viridiplantae; Streptophyta; Magnoliopsida; Poales; Poaceae.
GCGGGAGAAGGACAGGGACUACCGCAGCCAGCACAGGCAUAGCACCCGAGUGGCCAGGCAUACGUGCAACUGUGCAAAGAGGAGGCAGUGGCAGUGGGAGCCUGGGCUGGGAGGAGAAAAAUCAGGAACCAGUCUUACAUAUUCUCCCCAAAGCUUCCCCCCUGCAAGCUCCACAGCACGGCAGAGGGCGCGAGCACCAACUUUGCGUCCAUUAACUGCUCAGAGCCUCAGAGCAUCAGGUGCGCUUCAGCGUCUAGCCAUUUGGCGGCUUGGGCUUUCUGCGUGGGUGCCGCAUCCUCUCCCUCCCACCUUUGCUUCCAUUCCAUCCCCAUCACCGCAGCCUUUUUUUUUUGCCUCGCAUCAUCGCCAUGUUGCUUUAAAGUUCAAAACUUGCGGGGUUGGGGAGGAACGGAGUCUUAAGAUGAGCGGUGUCGGUGUCGUCCUUAAGGUGGACGUCAACGGCGAGGAGCUCUUCUUCGUUGAUAAGGAUCAGGAGGCUGGUGGUCGCCGGCGCAGCGUCUGCGAGGCGGCAUCCGAGGCCGAGGGUACCACUGCACGGAUUCCCCGGUGGCCCCGAGGCGUUCGAGCUCGUCGCGAGGUUCUGCUACGCUGACGGCGGACGCGGCGGGGCGGUGACCGCGGCCAACGCGUGCGCGCUGCGGUGCGCGGCGGAGUUCCUGGACAUGGCGGCGGCCGCAGACGCGCCCGCGCCCGAGGCCGCGUCCACGGCCGCGCCGAGCCUGGUGCGGAUGACGGAGAAGGCGCUCGAGGAGAUGCCGCACUGGCCGUGGCACGCCGUCGUGGACGCCGUGAAGCAGUGCCAGCGCCGCCUGCUCCCGCUCGCGGACUCCACCGGCGCGUUCGACGCGGCCGUGGCCGCGCUGGUGUCCCAGAUGGCCGUGCCCCCGCCGGCCGGGGACGCCACGCCCACGGGCUCCUCGCCGGAGAGCACGGCGUUCCGCUUCUCGUGCGACACCAAGAGCAGCGGCCUAAGCCUGCGCGGCGGGUCCUGCGUCAGCCGCACCUGGUGGUUCGAGGACCUCGUCGCGCUCGCCCCCGCCACGGUGGAGCGCGUCGCCUCGGCGCUCGUGGCCAGGGGCACCGACCACGGCGUCGUCGCCCGGUUCCUCUUCUACUACCUCAAGUGCCGCAUCGCCGGCGCGAGCGCCGACGACAAGAAGGCGAUGCUGGAGGCGUCGGUCGCCGUCAUGGCCAGCCUCGACCGGAGCGCGGUCUCCUUCAAGGGCCUCUUCGGCAUCCUGAGGGUGGCCGCGCCGCUGAGGCUAGCCGACGCGUGCCAGGACCGGCUCGUCGCCAUGAUCGGCCGCAAGCUGGACCACGCGACGCUCGAUAACCUGCUCGUCCCAGCGCCGCCAGGGACGGCCAGCCUGUACGACGUGAGUCUGGUGCUCAGGUUCUUGGCCGCGUUCCUCCGCGGCGGCGCCAGCGACGAGCCGGCGAAGCUGAAGAAGGUGGGCGGGCUCACGGACCUGUACCUGGCCGAGGUCGCUCCGGACCCGUCCCUUCGCCCGGCCAAGUUCCUGGAUCUCGCUACCGCGCUACCGGCUCCGGCGAGGGACUGCCACGACGCGCUGUAUCGCGCCAUCGACGUUUAUUUCCAGGUUCACGGGCGACUGACGGACGAGGAGAAGAUGAACAUCUGCAGGGGGCUCAGCUACGAGAAGCUAUCGCCGGAAUGCUGCAAGCACAUGUUGCGGAACGGCGAGUUCCCGACCACGGCGGCGGUGCAAGCGCUGGCAUCGCAGCACACGGUGUUGAAGAGCGUCGUGCUGCGCGAACCGGGCCAACUGAAGUCCGUGUCGCCAUCCCCUACCGCUUCCACGGGAAAGCGCCGCGACGGCUAUGACGACGACAAUGGCGGCGGCGAGAACGACGGGCAGGUGAUCCUGUACGCGAGACGGCUGGACCUGUCGGUGGAGAACCAGAACCUGCGGUCGCUCCUUGACGGGAUGCACUGGCGGGUGGUGGAGCUGGAGAAGGUGUGCAGCCGGAUGAAGACGCGGAUGAGCAAGAUGAAGCAGGCCAGGAGAGGCGGCGGCGGCCGCACCGCCAGGUCGCUCCCUAGGAUGUGUUCUUGAUCCAGCUCGCCCUGCCACUAGCGCUUAGCGGUGAUCGCAACACUGUACCAUAGCGACGAUGUACAUACUCUAGUUGCUAGGAAUCAAUCAAAAGCGGAUCGCAGCUGGGAUCUGUCCGGACAUGCGCUGCGCGGCCGGCCGAUCCGGCGCCGGCGGGAGCCACAGCAUCCACAAGAUGCGCUAGCUAUGGUAGCAUUAAUAACUAACUGCUCGCACCGAUCCCACCUA